Penicillium maclennaniae is the source of this 720-nucleotide messenger RNA. RefSeq lists its product as uncharacterized. The transcript is spliced from 5 exons. The record is from RefSeq and is a predicted model, not a curated record. Bases 1 to 720 code for a protein of 239 amino acids. NCBI's taxonomy places the organism in Eukaryota, Fungi, Ascomycota, Eurotiomycetes, Eurotiales, Aspergillaceae.
AUGCUUCUGCAGAUCCUACUCGGUUUCGAACCCCUCGAGGGUAUAUAUACUGGGGAGAACCUUGCUUUAGCCCUAUAUAUUGUUAUUAACAGAUAUAGGAUUAAAGAUCAGAUUCUGGCUAUCACCACUGAUAAUACGUUAAAUAAUAAGAUAAUAUUUAAUAAGGUCCAACGGACCUAUCCAGAUAUCUCUAUUGUUCAUAUUCCGUGUAUGGCGUAUGUGAUUCAGCUUAGCCUUAAUAAGCUCCUAUAUCGGAUCAAAGUAAAGCUAAAGAACGACACAGUGAAUAUAGUGUGGACCGAUAAGCUACAGAAGGCUUCUACCCAGCGAGGACAGAAAGGGGAUAUUGCAAACACCCUCGAUAGGGUGUUUAAGCUUUAUAAUAAGCUAUUUAAAUACCUCGAGGCGUUAAUUAGUCAGCUUAAAAAGAAGAAGGCCUAUAGAAGCUCCGUAAGUACUACGCAAAGACCGAUUAGCCUAAGGCUAGUAAUAUAUAUGCGUAUAGCACUAUCCUCGCACCAAAGGAUAAGUUACAGUACUUCAAACGCAAGGAAUACCCGCGAUAUCUUCUCUAUUCCCGCUACUGGUGCGGGGGUAGAGAGGCUAUUUAAUUUAGCCCGCGAUAUUUGUUAUUAUCGCCGAGGUCGUCUAAACUUAACAACUAUCCAGGAUCUAAUGAUAUUCUCUUGCCUUACUCAAUUUGAGAUAGAAGAUAAAUAG